CGUCGCCGCCACCGCCGUUGCCGCUUCCGACGUUUGUUCUCUAGCAUAUUAAUUUGAUUUUUUUUUCGUUUUUUUAACGAGGGUGCUGUUUUAUCGUUUCCCUUGCCCUCUUGCCGUCGUUACCUACCUUACAAAAAAAAAAAACCCUACGUUCACCCGGAACCCCCCCCGUCCGCCGCGUUGAUUUGCUCGCGCCCUGACCGAAGGGCCCAUCGCCGCCUGCAGUAAUAACUCUUGCAUCAAAAUUGGCCGCGUCAAGCAGAAUCCGGUUCGCGUGGCCGCUGGCGAAACGGUCGCAGCUCAGCGCACGCAAGAGGAGCAACAGUUGAACACACAUCAGUCGCCAAUUGAAAUUGCAGCGGAAAAAAUGACAACUGACGCUACGGAUAGCUCGAGGCUCGGCUUGAACCUUAACCUCAGCGUGGUGCAGCCUCACUCUUAUCAUUGGCUUCAGUCACCGAAAGCAGGGUCUGACGAGGAGGACGAGGAAGACCGCAGAAGGGCCGACGAUGGUUGUUCUCCGGAAGAUGAACCGGAUAUCCUGGAAAUGCAGCGCGAAGAACGCGAAACGCUCAACCAGUUGGCCAGACGAUUGGCUAGCGCUCCGCCCGGACUUAUGGGCCAUACGGCUUCCAUGCUCCAGCACUUGGUGUACCCUAGACUUCCGGGUGGCGGUGGAUUAACAACCGGUCUUAACAUGGCUUCUGCCGUUGCUGCUGCUGCUUACGCGUCCAAAAGACCUUCGGACCCGAUUUCGCCGACCGGGUCUAGCAGAUCCAGCGUGACGCCACCCGGCCAAGACUACACGUCUGACAAUGGGGCGUCGAUGACGUCCAGAAAGGGCGAGGCGCAAUCUUGGACGUUCGAAGAACAAUUCAGACAGCUGUACACUGCCGGCAAUGAAAUAGACAGACGUAGUUUCCUGGACUCGCUGUUCAGUUUUAUGCAGGAACAAGGUACUCCCAUCAGCCGUCUACCUAUCAUGGCCAAACGCGUGUUGGACUUGUACACCCUGUACAAACUGGUCGUACAAAGGGGUGGAAUCGUGGCGGUCAUCACUAAGAAAUUGUGGCAAGAGAUCAUCAGGGGACUUGGAUUGCCGCCGUCCAUCACUAGCGCAGCUUUUACCCUACGCACACAGUAUGUCAAGUACUUGUACGCAUACGAGUCCAGGAUGAACCAGUUCAGUUCACUAGACGAGUUGAACAUGGCUAUUGCCGGGAACAGGCGCGAGGGCAGGCGGAACAAGUCAUUGCUGUCCGAGUACAUGCCGCAAAUGACUGGCGGCAGCGGCCAGAUCGGCCACAAUCCGCACUCCGGUUCGCCGUCUUCGAUGGCUCACCACCAUCAUCAUAAUCAUCAACAGCAACAACAGCAGCAGCAGCAACAACAUCAACAACAGCAACAACAACAGCAACAGCAGCAGCAACAUUACGCCAGCGUUCUGGCCGCCGAGGACAGGUUCCGUCACUUGGCCGCGGCCAUCAUGGACAACAGACAACGAGCCUCUGUCGUGGAUCAGACGCGACAACCGCCCUUGUCCGGCGGAGCAGGCAGUCCGCUGGCUGCGUCCGUUGCCGAACAGCCCUUUAACGGCCAUCAGACGUAUCCAGCUUCGGUGCCGGCGGGCGCCGUCCCUCGGCCGACCGGCGACCAGACAAACAAACAGAGAGAACUUCUCAGUAUGUUAAUGUGGAUGGACUUGAUGAGAGCGAAUCAGACCGCCGGAAUGCCCAGACUGUCAAUGCCUAACAUGCCGACUAGUCCGUCUUCAGCUGCCUAUGCUGCCAUGAAUCUUUCCCAGGCCGCUGCAGCCAUGCAGUUCAAGAGCGGUCCCGUACCGGAACAAUGCGAAGCUCUGAACUUAGGCAAAAAGCGCGUUGCCAACAAUAACAAUGCAGGCGAGGAUGACGAGGAACACUUGUCUAUUGUAAAACGUAUCAAAUCUGAAAGGUCUUCGCCGCUAUCCCACCACCAAGUGAUGAUAAAUCGUGGGUCGGACGAUGAGAACGACAGCACAUCGAAAACGGCCAGUCCGAUUGGCAUCCAAAGACGUUCACCAUCGGUCGAUCGGCAAGACUGCGAGGAAUUAGUCGAAAUAGACAUCAACGUAUCACCCGGCUUGUCAAACGGACUCACGAUAAACGUAAGCCGGAAGACAAAAGACGGCGUCUAUAAGGGUCAGCUGUCCAAGACCGAAGUCGCUUUAAACGGAGGUUCCAUUAACAACGUAAGUCCUUUCCUAUUGCGUCUAAACGGCGAACUUUACACGGGAUGUCUUCAACUCCAACAAACCAACCACCUCAGUCACAUCGACAGCAACACUUUAAGUUAACCUAAUAUAAGACAAAGUAUUGUUUUUAUUUAAUUAUUCGGCUUAUAUUAGUGUUAUUUUUAUUUCAUUGUAGCCUAGCAAUUAUUACGGACUCGCUACGUUUAUUUUUAUUUUUUUAUUGUUAAUAUAAUUAAUUGAUUUUACAUAAUUUAACAUACAGUACAACAAUGAAUGUUGUACACAAAAGAACAUUUUGAAAAUUGAUUAAAUAAUAAUGUAUAUUUAACCUUAA
Adelges cooleyi (spruce gall adelgid) is the source of this 2567-nucleotide messenger RNA. Its product is annotated as protein dead ringer-like. Gene Ontology annotation, biological process: regulation of transcription by RNA polymerase II. Lineage: Eukaryota; Metazoa; Arthropoda; Insecta; Hemiptera; Adelgidae. Gene Ontology annotation, cellular component: nucleus. Gene Ontology annotation, molecular function: DNA binding. The record is from RefSeq and is a predicted model, not a curated record. The coding region runs from base 368 to 2335 and encodes 655 amino acids. The transcript is spliced from 10 exons.